UCCCCAAACUCCAAACUUGACUGAACUCGCCAGGGAGGGUCCUGGUUAAUUGAAGUUUCCUUCACUCUCUUUAUUUGCCGCGCAUCUGCUUUGUGGACUGGAUCUCCUUGCUCCAGAUUCCUUCCUGCCCGGAUUCACCUCCUCCACAGAGAUGAAGGCCUCCGGUGUGUGGAAGGUAGUGAAGAAGGAGAAGGUGGACGAAGCUCAAGCCCUGGCUCGGAGCUGUGCGGGGAGACCAGACUUCCAGCCUUGCGAUAGCCCGUCCGUCUGUGCGACCCACAGCCACGGCAAGUGCUUCAAGCGGCACUGGUGUUGUCACUUGGGAUGGUGUCACUGUAGAUAUAUUUAUCAGCCUAUGACCCCAGUAGAGCAUCUACCAUGCACUUCAAUCCCGAUCAGCACGAACAGCCACACAGAUACUGUCCAGCUCUCCAUCUCGUUGAUGGAACGUUUUCUAAAGACUUCUUCUUUCCUCAGUCCUCCAUUCACACCCGACGCACCAAGAUACUGCACUAUUUCCAAACUAUUUGUUGACAGCUAUCGGGUCAAAAGGAUUAAUGGGAAGAUGUGCUAUGUCCAGCGUCAGGCUCAGCCAGCUCCUGUUGUGCAUGACCCAAAGGUUGGAGAUAACUUUAGUCAGACUACUUCAGUCUGUUCAAAGGGGCCAACUAUGGCAGACAAGAAGCCAGCACCGCAAAUGAACCAAUGCUCUUCGCCGUCUGCCUCUGAGGAUUCGGGGAUAAAUGCUUUAGGGCUCCACUACACGGAAUCGUGUGAUGAAGACACGGAGGAGGAUGAGGAUGAAGAUGAACUGAGCUCAGAUGAUGACUCCACUCCAGAGAGUCAGUGGGAUCAGGAUGAUUGUGCUUUGCUUUCUCCUUCUCAAUCCAACAUGGAAAUCAUAGAAAAAAUCGAAACAACUGUCUGAAUUGAAGCAACAGGGGAGGAAUUUUCUGGUAAUUCUGUUCAUUCCUGAAGAAUCAAAUUCAACUGAAGUUUACAAAUUCCAAGAUAACGUGAAGAUCUACUCAGUAUUUCAUAAUCACCUUUUUGAGUAAUUAAAUCACAGGAACUGUUUAAAACUUUCAAAGUUAUAAAGCAGACAAUUAAAUCAAACAAAAUGCAUGUAGAUGUUAGAUCAGUGAUUGCAUUUCCAGCCGAGAAUUUUACUGUGGAAAGACCAAAGGGGUCAAGACUUCUGAACCGACCAAGCACAACAAAGCUGGAAACCUUUUAUCCAUGGCUUUGCAAUAUCAUAAUUUGAGCAUCACAGCACCACUUCUAGAGCAGACUGUGUUUCACUCCUGAAAGGUGUUAGGGGUCAGGGGAAAAGGGAGAAGAGGAUAAACACAAGUACACGGUGUACAUUAUGUCAGGAUCAUGCCAAUUAUGGAAAGCAUUAAGCAAAAAGUGCAUUAAGAAAAAUUCAGCACCUUCUCCUAAGUCACAGGUCUGGAAAAGGCAUUGGGGCCUUGGGCCUAAACUUUUGUCGUGUGACAAGCCAUGGAAUAAAUCACAUGACAGGUCAAACGAUUCCUUCAAUCCAAUAAUUUGUAAAUAUAAUGCUGAAUGAGUUGCGUUAACCCAGCAUGAAAAAGUGCUUUAGAUUUUUUGAGUUACUUUGUGAAAUAUGCACUGUCAUGAUCACAAUAUUAAAUGGCAAUUAUUUUUAUUGAUGUUUAUAUUGUUAGGAUAGAUACCAUUGUUACAUUGUGUAGGAAUCGAAGGUAGACACAAAAUGCUGGAGUAAUUCAGCGGGACAGGCGGCAUCUCUGGAGAGAAGGAAUGGGUGACGUUUCGGGUCGAGAGUCUGAAGAAGGGUCUCGA
This is a messenger RNA of Amblyraja radiata (thorny skate), 1827 nucleotides long. RefSeq names its product chromosome 7 C3orf70 homolog (gene c7h3orf70). The transcript has 2 exons. The record is from RefSeq and is a predicted model, not a curated record. Gene Ontology annotation, biological process: nervous system development. Bases 152 to 928 code for a protein of 258 amino acids. NCBI's taxonomy places the organism in Eukaryota, Metazoa, Chordata, Chondrichthyes, Rajiformes, Rajidae.